Molecule: messenger RNA, 5456 nt
Organism: Chrysoperla carnea
Lineage: Eukaryota; Metazoa; Arthropoda; Insecta; Neuroptera; Chrysopidae
Gene: Ncc69
Product: bumetanide-sensitive sodium-(potassium)-chloride cotransporter
Exons: 17
Coding region: 16-3360 (1114 amino acids)
Biological process (GO): chloride ion homeostasis; sodium ion transmembrane transport; cell volume homeostasis
Cellular component (GO): membrane
Molecular function (GO): sodium:potassium:chloride symporter activity
Source: RefSeq, a predicted model, not a curated record
AUAUAAAAAUCCAAAAUGUCAAAUUCAGAAAUGUCAAAUCGUGUUGAUAAUAAUAUAAAUGAACAAAAUAAUAAAUCAAAAGAUCAAAUUGAAUUGGGUCCGGUUGAUAAACGUACUCGAUUUCAGGUCAAUAAAGUACAUACAACAACUGAUAAUCAACCAAAUGGUAAUAAUAAUCGUGAUACACUUAUUGAUAUACAACCAGGAGAUGCUGAUGAUUACGAAGAUGGUGAUAUUGAUGGUGUUUAUAAGGCAAGCGAAACGGCGCCUCUUAAUUGUGAUACAGCUGCUAGUUAUGAUACAAAAUAUGGCAAAAGUUUUAGACACUUCACACGCGAGGCACUGCCGCGAUUGGAUAACUAUAGAAAUAUUAUGUCAAUACAAGCAGCUUAUAGACCGACGCUAGAUGAAUUACAUCAUCCUAGUAUCACUGUAAAGCCUAUAAGUCCACAAAAUGUUCAAAACAAGGGUGGAGGUGAUGCACCAAAUGAUGCAGAACAAUUGCAGGGUCAACUUAAAUUUGGUUGGAUUAAAGGUGUACUUGUACGAUGUUUACUUAAUAUAUGGGGUGUUAUGCUCUUCUUACGAUUAUCAUGGGUGGUUGCACAAGCUGGAAUUGGUCAAGCGUGUCUUUUAAUUUUAACCACAACUGUUGUAACUACAAUUACAGCACUUUCAAUGUCAGCAAUUAGCACGAAUGGUGUCAUUAAAGGCGGAGGCACGUAUUAUAUGAUAUCCCGAAGUCUUGGUCCAGAAUUUGGUGGGUCUAUUGGAUUAAUUUUUGCAUUAGCUAAUGCAGUUGCUUGUGCUAUGUACGUGGUUGGUUUCUGUGAGUCAAUGAAUGAUUUAUUGGCAAGCUUUGGUGUACAAAUAGUUGAUGGAGGUGUACAGGAUGUACGAAUUAUAGGUGCUAUUACGAUAUUAAUAUUACUUAUUAUUGUCGUUGUUGGUAUGGAAUGGGAGGCUAAGGCCCAAAUUGGUUUACUUAUAAUAUUAUUGGUAGCGAUGGCAGAUUUUAUGAUUGGAACAUUUGUGGGCCCACAAAGCGAUGAAGCCAAAGCAAAAGGUUUCUUAGGAUAUGAUUGGGAUUUAUUAACGCAGAAUUUUGUAUCUGAUUAUCGAGAAUCCGAAGGUGUAGAACACAAUUUCUUCUCGGUAUUUUCAAUAUUUUUUCCAGCAGCAACUGGUAUAUUAGCUGGAGCAAAUAUUUCUGGAGAUCUGAAGGAUCCACAAACCUCAAUUCCAAAAGGAACAAUUUUAGCAAUUAUAUUAACAUCAUUAUCAUAUAUUGUUAUGGCAAUAAUGGCUGGAUGGACAGUUGCUCGUGAUGCUACAGGAGAUGUUGCAGAUCUUGCAAAUAAUACAUUUUUAAAUUGUACAAAUAUUCAUUGCGAAUAUGGUUUACACAACAGUUUCCAGGUAAUCGAAUUAGUAUCGAUUGUAGGACCCAUCAUUUAUGCAGGAUGUUUUGCUGCUACACUUUCAUCGGCACUGGCGUCAUUAGUAUCAGCCCCAAAAGUAUUUCAAGCAUUGUGUCGUGAUAAAUUGUAUCCGAAAAUUGAAUGGUUCGCCAAAGGUUACGGAAGCAAUAAUGAACCAGUUCGUGGUUAUAUUUUAACAUUUUUUAUUGCAAUUGGUUUUAUUUUAAUUGGGGAAUUAAACUUGAUUGCACCUUUGAUAUCAAAUUUCUUCUUAGCUGCUUAUACUUUAAUUAAUUUUUCAACAUUUCAUGCAUCACUUGCAAAGCCUGUUGGAUGGCGACCUACAUUCAAGUAUUAUAGCAUGUGGUUAAGUUUAGUGGGCUCUAUUCUAUGUGUCCUUGUCAUGUUUUUAAUAUCAUGGAUAACAGCUUUAUUAACUUUGUCAGUAGUAAUGGCGUUAUAUUUAAUAGUUCAAUACAGAAAACCAGCUGUGAACUGGGGAUCUACAACACAAGCACAAACAUAUAAAAAUGCAUUAAAUGCCGUCCAUCAACUGAAUAGUGUUGAAGAGCAUGUAAAAAAUUACCGUCCACAAAUUCUUGUUUUAACUGGCUUACCUGGUACCCGACCACCCCUAGUCGACUUUGCGCAUUUGUUAACUAAAAAUUUAUCUAUGCUCGUAUGUGGCCAUAUAUCUAAGGAAUGUAUAUCAAAUCGUGUACGAAAUAUUCUCAACCAUAAAGGAAAUGGUUGGUUAAAAUCACACAAGAUAAAAGCAUUUUAUACGUUUGUGGAUGAUUCAUCAUUUGAAGAAGGAGCUAAAGCUUUAAUGCAAGCUUCAGGGGUUGGUAAAUUGAGACCAAAUAUUUUAUUAAUGGGCUACAAAUCAAAUUGGAGGAAAUGUCCAUUAGUUGAUUUAAAUAUGUAUUUUGAAGUAAUGCACAAAGCGUUAGAUAUGCAUUUAGCUGUGUGUAUUCUACGAUUACAAGACGGAUUAGAUUACAGUCGAGUAUUGGGUGUUGGACUUGAUGAAUUUGGUAAUACAUCAUUACUUGGCGGUGGUGCUGCACAAACACAAACAAAUGUUGAUCAAUCUUUACGUUCACGAAGAAAUAGCACAGAAUCAUUAAUAAAAGAUAACAAUUUUGGACAAAUUUCACAAGCAAGCAGUUCAAGUGACAUAUCAAUGCCUGUGACACCAACUUCAAAUCGACUAAGAAACAAUGUGAGUGUAUGUCCAAACCCAGAAGACGAAACAGUUAAUAUAUCAAAAACUACAGAAACAUCGAAGGAUUCAAAUAAAGAUGAAUAUAAGGGACCAGGUGGAACUGAACUUCCAAAAGAUAUAAUCAAUAACUUGUGCCAAUUUCAACGGAAACAAAAGAAAACAACUAUUGACGUGUGGUGGCUUUAUGAUGAUGGCGGUUUAACAUUACUUCUUCCGUAUAUUAUCAGCACAAGACAUACAUGGUCUGGUUGUAGAUUGCGUGUUUUUGCGUUAGCAAAUAAACAAUCAGAAUUGGAAUGUGAGCAAAGAAAUAUGGCUUCAUUACUUGCUAAAUUUCGUAUCGAUUAUUCUGAUUUGCUAAUUAUACCAGAUAUAACACGAAAACCGCAUGAUAAUACCCGAGCAUUCUUUGAGACAUUGGUGACAGAUUUUCGAGUACCAUUGGUUGAUGGGGAUCCUGAUAGUGCGCCAAUAUCAGAAGCCGAUUUGAUUGCAAUGAAGGAUAAGACAAAUCGUCAUUUACGAUUACGUGAAUUACUGUUACAACAUUCACAAGAUGCUGGUUUAGUUGUAAUGACGCUGCCAAUGCCAAGGAAGAAUAUCGUGUCCGCUCCUUUAUAUUUAGCUUGGUUAGAAGUCCUUACAAGAGAUAUGCCACCAUUUUUACUAGUACGAGGGAAUCAUACGUCCGUAUUAACAUUCUAUUCAUAGAAAUUUAAAUAUUCUCAUUACGUUUAUUAAAAUAAGUAAUUUAGACAUUUCUUUCAUUUGAUAAGUUAUGUUUUUUUCUUUGGUAUUAAAACGGUUGCUUCCAACUCAAUUUUUAAAUGUAUUUAUAUUGUGAGGUUGUGCUUUUUAGUAAGUGUCUUUUGUAAUCAUUUUAUUCAAAUUUUAAAUUUAGUUCAUACGAAUUCAUAAAACUGUACAAAAACAAUAAAUAUUUAAAAUUUUACUUCAGUUUAUAUUUUAAGGGAUAUAGAAAAAAUAAAAAUUCUCCAAAGACCAACAUAGGUACAAAAUUCUAAGACGAAAUGAAUCAGCUAAUCAAUUUCAAGUAUUCCAUCUUCCAAUUUGAACAAAUGGGGCCCGCCGAAAUGGCCUAAAACGUUUCGGACUCAGUUUAUUUCAUGACUUACGAUCGUUUAACUUUGAAGCAUUUAAAAAUGCAUAUCGCUAUCCAAUAUUAUUGUCAUGGCUUAUCGUAAAUUUCUAUUAUAGAUUCACAUUGCCUGGAAGUUGUAAACAAGUGCGAUCUAAUAAUAUUAUAUCCAAGGUAAUAAAGUAGACUUUAUAAAUUUUCUGGUGUGUUAUUUGAUAUAUCAUAUCUCGUACACUUUUUGAGUUUGGAAUUAAAAUGACAAAAAAUUUAAAAGCAUUUUUUUUGUUUCUAAAAUACUAAUUUUGUAAAUUUGUGCGCCUGUGGAAAUUGCAGAUUUAUUUAUUUAAUUUUAUCUCAAUAUGGAUAGGGAGAUAUGCGAGAAACCAAUAAAUGUGUAAAAUCGAUCACAAUAUUUGGUGGCGUCAUGUAUCUUUCAUAAUCCCUCAUAUAUUGCAAUACAGAAUCGAAAAAGAAGAUCUCGACUUGCACUAAAGCUUAAGACAUAAAAAAUGGAAUACUUGCCUGUGAUUGGUUAAUUUUCUUACUCCUUUUUAUGUGUCCUGGCCUUAAAUAAGUAUCCUAAAGGAGUGGAACAAUCUCCAUUAAGUCAAGUGAGUUUAUAUUUUGCUUAAUUAAUGAUAGAAUCUCAAAUCAUUUUUUAGUAUUUUAUCAUUGUCAUAAAUUUUUAAGAUUUUAGAGCAGAUUUUAAUGAAAAUUUUAUAAAUGUAUUAUUUUUAUUAGCGAAUUUUAAAAAAAUAAUUAAGGAACCUAGUGUAAUUAAGUUAUUUAAUGUAAAUCUGAAUAAAUUAGUAGGCUGAUAAGUGAACAGACACAAGUAGGAACUAAAAUUAAGUAAGUUAUUUGGUUUAUUAACCGGUCAAAUAAAUUUCUGAAUAAUAAUUAACUAAAUAUUUUUAAAACAGAGAGUAUUUUUUUUAAAAGAACCAUUUCAUUUCAUUUAAUAUUUGCAUAUCCCGCGUUAUGCUUAAUAGCUCCGGUUAUAUGUUGUAGAUAUGCUAGAUGGCAUUAAAAACUUAUUUGGUUAAUUUUCCGGUAAUUUACCAAAAGGUUAUUGGUAAAUUAAGUAAAAUAUAUAUUUUACUGGUAAAAUCGCAUGCCUAACUACAAUAAUAGAGCUAGUACUCGUCUUUCAGCAAAUAAUUUCAACAAAUUCCUCAUCUAAGUGAAAUCGUCACCCGCUUAGUGUCUGUGUGCGCCUUGCAUAAAAAUUACUGAAGAGGUUGUGGUGCGGCUUUUUGCUCAGUAUAGAAAGUCACUUAGAGAAACUUGUCUGCCUCACUCUUCGAGUAAUAAAUAUUUUGCACAUCUAUUUAGUUUAAUAUUCAACUAGCAAAGCUUUUGAGAGAGAGAGGCAUGAUUUCCAUAUACCACAUACUUAUUGGAAAAUUUCCGAAACAUACAUCAGUAUACUGGCCAGUAGUAAUGACGUCAUGAAUCUGACACCAUCUUGUACUGGUCUGCCGCGAUAUUGUGCUGGUGAGAACAGUAUAAAAUACACCAUGCAUUUAUAACUAUAUGUAAUAUGUAAAUUAAUUCUAAUAAUCAUAAAUAUUAUUGAUAACUCUCCGUCCAUUUGUGACGUAUUGUAUGUAAAGGCUUUUAGUCAAUUAAAAACUUAGCUGAAAAAUUUUGCAUAUUGUAAAGACAAUUAUGAAAUCUAAACAUUUUUAUUAGUAAAAACUUUAUG